AUGGAGAUCAUCACUUCCAUUGUCAUCCAGGGUAUCUUGCUCGCUCUAGCACUAGGCGUCACGAUCCUACGAUGUUGGAUUCGUCUCAUUGUAGAGCGGCGCUCACUGACAUUGCCCGACUAUCUCGUGUGGGGAGGAAUGGUUUGUGCGCUUGGCUGGUUCGCUUGCUCUACGAAAGCGCUCUACAUCCUGAUUGACCAUCCUCUGGAUGAGGAGACCAGAAGUGAUUCCGUUGUUUACCUAAAGGUCGUAUUCGUGUCAGUCUACUUCUUCGACACGGGAUUGUAUUUUCCCAAAGCCUCGCUCGUCGCUUUCUACUGGUGGUUAAUUCCUCAAGGCUUCAGACGUCUCCGGAUCGCAGUUUAUGUCACCACCGUGGUUGUGGCUUGUUCUUUUGUCGCCAGUGUAUUGAUGGAUACUCUUAUCGCACCAAAUAUAUCGGAUAACUGGUCUAUCGAGAACCAGCUCAGUUCAACAUGGAACACUUACUCCAACUUGGUGGUCAAUUGGACGCUCAAUUUCGGCACUGAUCUCUUGCUAUUCGGGCUACCGUUCUUCAUCUUCAACUGCUUGAAGCUUCGUAAGCGACAAAAGAUUGGUCUGGUAGGCAUCUUCUCUCUCGGCGCAAUCACGAUGGCGAUCAGUCUUGCCCGGUUCAUCGUCUAUAACAUGGACUAUGAUGUUUCCGAUGCAGAUGGAAAUCUAUGGUGCACCGCGGAAAUGUGUACAGCCGUUAUCGUCGUCUCACUCCCCUCUCUGAAGGCGCUCAUCAUUAGACCAACGCCUAACAACACGUACGAUCGCAGCAACUCUGGUUACCUGCAAGCCGGGGAUGGCAAGACUAUUGGCAGCAAAGGCAACGGGCAUAGCUCGCGUGUUCAGGGCGGCACGUUGGACGAUGACGAGAUGGAACUUACUUUUCUCGACCGAAAGGCUAGUCCUGCACCAACUGGAGCCACUGAUGAGACUAGGGUGCAAGAUGGGAAAGAUGGCGUGAUUGUGACGACGGAUUUCACUGUCACUAGAGAUGUGCUGUAG
Molecule: messenger RNA, 1038 nt
Organism: Alternaria postmessia
Lineage: Eukaryota; Fungi; Ascomycota; Dothideomycetes; Pleosporales; Pleosporaceae
Exons: 7
Coding region: 1-1038 (345 amino acids)
Source: RefSeq, a predicted model, not a curated record